This is a messenger RNA of Xiphophorus hellerii (green swordtail), 2102 nucleotides long. RefSeq names its product synaptotagmin VIII (gene syt8). Bases 296 to 1606 code for a protein of 436 amino acids. Gene Ontology annotation, molecular function: phosphatidylserine binding; clathrin binding; calcium ion binding. Lineage: Eukaryota; Metazoa; Chordata; Actinopteri; Cyprinodontiformes; Poeciliidae. The transcript is spliced from 11 exons. Gene Ontology annotation, cellular component: exocytic vesicle; synaptic vesicle membrane; plasma membrane. Gene Ontology annotation, biological process: synaptic vesicle endocytosis; calcium ion-regulated exocytosis of neurotransmitter. The record is from RefSeq and is a predicted model, not a curated record.
GGCUGAAGUAAACACUCACCCAGCUGAAGAUGAAGGACCUCAGCAGAGCAUUGAUACUUUUAUUAACAGUCUGAAUUCAUAAAGUAAUCCAACAAAAUCCCACUAUUUGGAGCGACUGCCUCAGGGUUAGAGACCUCAGAAGCAGUCGUCAGGAAAAAUGAAGAUGUGGACUUAUUUAUGAAACUCAGAAGCAUCAUUCUAGGACACUGUCAAGAACUGGAGAGAGGAAUAAAAAUUGUUUUGUAAAACCACCAACAGACGCACCUGUUAACCGGGAGCAGAAGACCUCUUCAAAAUGCCUCCAGUCCAUCACCCAUCAAGAUCUUCAAUUCGGGGACAUAGAGCAUCAAAAUCAUGGGCUCAAAUGAAAGCUGGAUCGUCAAAGCUAAUAGUCACCAAUCAACCCAUCCACAUGGUCUCCACCAUGUCUACCCACAAUGCCUCAGUUCAUCCAGCUCCUGGUUCCUUUGAAGACUUGCUGGACCACAUUCCCUUGCCGCGAUGGGCAAUCUAUGCAAUCUUUGGAAUGGGUGGCCUCAUUAUUCUGCUUUGUUGCCUCUGCAUCUGCAUUAAAUGUUGCUGCAAAAGGAAGAAGAGACAGAAAAAGGAUCAGCAGAUUCUUUUGAAGGGGUUAGAUGGAAAAACAGCCACAGCUCUGGUUCAACCAGAUAUGGAGGAUGUUGACUACGGUUCAGUCAAACAAUAUAGAGGAAAGCUGCUCUACUCUUUGGAGUACAACGUCACUUUAUCCGAGCUUACGGUGGGGAUCAAACAAGCUGGCAGCCUGAAGGCGAUGGACUUAGGCAGGAGUUCUGAUCCAUAUGUCAAAGUUUACAUCCUCCCUGAUAAGGCCAAGAUCUUUGAGACGAAAGUGUUCAAAAACACAUUAAACCCCUUCUUCAACGAGCAGUUCACCUUCCAGCUAUCUAAGUCCACUCUUCAGAAGUCCACAGCCGUAAUGAAGGUGUUCGACUUCAACCGCUUCACCAAACAUGAGAUCAUCGGCGAACUCAGGGUGCAGCUCUGCAACAUUGACCAGAAUCACGUCAUUGAGGAGUGGCAGGACCUGGCGAAGCCCGCCAAGUUUGAGGAAGAAAACUUAGGGGAGAUCUGCUUCUCUCUGUGUUAUGUUCCAACAAGCAGCAAGCUCACUGUGGCGAUCCUGGAGGCCAAAGACCUAAAGAGCAUGGACCUGGGAGGAAGCUCAGAUCCAUAUGUGAAAGUACAGCUGACUUUGGACAAAAGGAAGUGGAAGAAAAGAACAACAUCUAUUAAAAGGAAAAGUCUGAACCCCUAUUUCAACGAGUCCUUUACUUUUGAUGUGUCACUGGAUCAAAUACAGAGAGUGAACCUAGUGAUCUCAGUUUGGGACCACGAUGCCAUGAGCAGGAAUGACAGCAUGGGAAAACUGUUUCUGGGCUGCGAUUCCACAGGAAAUCAGCUGAGGCACUGGGCCGACAUGUUGUCCAACCCACGGCGACCGGUCGCUCAGUGGCACAGCCUGCUGUUGGCUGAGCAGGUCAACGCCAGCCUGGGGCUGAAAAAGAAAAUCCCCGUUCCCAGCAAAUUUAAAGAAAAUAAGCUGCUAAAAAAACAUUUUAAAUAGACACGAAAGUAUUUUGAAAAAAAUAUUUUCUGGUGUAUCAGUAAUGUUGAUCACACUGUAGAAUAUGUACGUAUGUAGGACUCACAUUUGGGCAACAAAAUUUGAUCACAUUACGAAUACCUCAGCAAUUUUGUAAUAUUGUAUUUUAUCCAUGUAAAAAUAUCCCUGGUUACAUUCUCAUGCAAAAUCUGUGCAAACCAGAGUUUGGAUUUUGAUUUACGCAAAGAAAAUCUCCUUUAAUAGUUCAUCAGGCCAAAUAAUGUGUCUGAGUUACGAAGCAUGGAUUUUUGGGAAAUUCACCCAGAGUUACGAUUGAAUUCACAUUUUUAGCACUCAUGUCUCCUGAAUGUUUUCACAUUUUAUGAAGGUACAGCCACAAACUUAAAUCUAUUUCAUUAUGGUUGUAUAUAACAGCAUGAUUGUAAAGAGAAAGCAAAAUGCAUUGUUUUCAAUUUUAUAUUUUUAGUUUUUAUAAAUAAAUAAAUGUAAAAAGUGU